Messenger RNA from Sesamum indicum (sesame), 765 nucleotides. RefSeq lists its product as uncharacterized. Lineage: Eukaryota; Viridiplantae; Streptophyta; Magnoliopsida; Lamiales; Pedaliaceae. The record is from RefSeq and is a predicted model, not a curated record.
AUGGCGAUGACAGAGUACAGUAGUUCUCAUGGAAAUGAUGCCAUAUUGCGAGGCAUCCCAGAUCCAGAGUUUAUGCAGUUACAGUCGUCGGAUCACCCAGGAAUGGUGAUGGUGUCAGCUCUGCUCACUGGCAGUAAUUAUUUUGCCUGGAGCAGAGCAGUUAAGAGAGCUCUCAUUGCUAAAAUGAAGGUUGAUUUCAUUGACGGAACAAUUGUUUGUCCUCGAACUAAUACAGACGAGUUCAGGAAAUGGAAUCGUAUUGACUCUAUGGUUACAACCUGGAUUCUUAAUUGCAUGAUAAAAGAAUUGGCAGAAUCUUUUAUGUAUGUUGGUUCAUCACGAGAGUUAUGGAUCGAGUUAGAAGAUCGCUAUGGUGAGAGUAAUAGUCCAUUAAUCUAUCAACUGCAGAGAGAAAUUAGGCAGGUAACAGAAGGUAACAUGUCUGUAAUCGAAUAUUACACAAAAUUGAAACGUUUGUGGGAUGAGCUUAUGUGUUUGGCACCUAUGCCAAUAUGUAUUUGCACAAAUUGCACCUGCAGAAUUAACAAAGCCAUGGCUGAUAUGGUGGCUUCGAAUCAAUUAAUACAGUUUUUGGUUGGCCUUAAUUCUGUGUAUGAACAAGCACGCAGUCAGAUAUUGCUGCUAGAACCUUUGCCUACAGUUACCAAGGCCUACUCUAUGCUCAUUAGGAUGGAGAAACAAAUUCAAAUGAGCUUAGGCAACAUGGAAACGAAUAGUGGUGCUGCAUUCCAGAUUAAAGGGUAG